AUGGAUGAUUCGAGAGUGGCGAAGUGCACCUAUGGUGCUGGAACUUUAAUGCUUAUUUUGUCUUCAACUACUACUUUUGAUUGGGUGUCCAACGAGUUGUGUAGUAGGUUUAAACUUAAGUUAGGUCAUUUUGAGUUGAGGUACUCUUUUAUGGAUUGCUCCAAUUGUUUAUUGGAAUCAGAUGAUGAUUUGAAAAUAAUGUUUAUGAAGUUUGAGGGUGGAGUUUGUGAGUUCCGUGAUAAGUUGGCUAAGUACUCGGUUGAGAAUGGUUUUAAGAUGAAGUAUUUGAAAAAUGAGCCUCGUCGUGUUACUGCCGUGUGUGCUAAGAAGGAAUCAAAUGGUUGUGAGUGGCAUGUGCAUGCUGCUAAGUCCAAUAGAAAGUUCGUAGCAAAUCCUUUGGUAAGGCCUAUUGAGCUGAUUACUGAUUUGAAGGAAAAUUAUGUAUUGGAUAUCCCUUAUCAUGUUGCGUGGUAUGGGAAGGAGUUGGCUACUAAGGAUUUACAUGGUGAUGAGGAGUUGUCUUAUGCUCACCUGCCUUGGUAUGUGGAUGUUUUGAAGGCCAGCAAUGUUAGAUCUCAUUGUGUGCUUGACUGUGGUGAGGAUAGUUCUCAUUUCCAAUGGAUCUUUAUAUGUUUCAAGGCCUCCAUUGAUGGUUUUCGAUGGUGUAGGCCUAUGCUGUUCAUUGAUGGUACUUUCGUCACAAACAAGUACAAGGAGGUAUUCCCUUUUGCCUUUGUGAUUGUAUCUGGUGAAACUGUGGACAAUUGGAGGUGGAUUCUACAAAGGAUAUCUGAAGUCUUGGUGGAUAAAGGUAGGCAACUUACAUUCAUUUAUGAUAGGCAUGGUGCUAUUAUCAAUGUUGUUAGGACUGUUUUUCUUGCUUUUCCCCAUGGUUUUUGUCUAUAUCAUUUGAAAGAGAACUUGAAAAAGAAGUAUCCGCAUUCUGUUGGUUCCUCUUUCAAGGAUCAUAUUUUAUGGAUUUUUUUAAAGUUGUUGUAUGCACCGACUAUUGAGGAAUAUCAACAUAGGUUGAAAAAAUUAAGAGAUGAUGGCGGUCCAACAAUAAUUGAUAAGUUUUUGGCUGAUCUCCCUGUCCAAAAUUUUGCUAAUGCAUUUUUUCCGGGAAAGAGGUAUGGGGAUGUUAGUAAUGCCUUGUCCGAGUCGUUUAAUUCAUGGGUUAAGGAUGUGCGUAGGCUUCCAAAUUAUGAGAUGAUUGACACUAUUAGGGUCAAAAUGAUGGAGAUGAUUUCUAGAAGGAAGCUUGCGUCUGAGAAAUGGUGUAGCGUUUUGUGUCCAGUUAUUGAGGAUGAGUUGAAGAAUUUAGCUGCAAAGGGUUGUCAUUGGAGGAUAUGUCGUGCGAGUGAAUCUAUAUUUGAAGUUCAUGCUGAUUUGAGUGUUAUGGUCAAUUUGGACGAGAGGUUUUGCUCCUGUUAUCAGUGGCAAUUGCUUAGGUUUCCGUGUCAGCAUGCGAUUCAAGUUAUCCAACAUUCCGGGUUAUGUUUGUACGACUUUGUUGAUGAGUAUUACAAGGCAGACUUUUAUAAGGCUACUUAUGCAACCCCUAUAUUUCCCAUACAUGAUAUUGAGAAGACUCCUCCUGGAGAUGUUUUUCUUCUACCUCCUCAUACAUGA
This is a messenger RNA of Prunus avium (sweet cherry), 1632 nucleotides long. The record is from RefSeq and is a predicted model, not a curated record. NCBI's taxonomy places the organism in Eukaryota, Viridiplantae, Streptophyta, Magnoliopsida, Rosales, Rosaceae.